This is a messenger RNA of Eimeria maxima, 4107 nucleotides long. RefSeq lists its product as hypothetical. The coding region runs from base 1 to 4107 and encodes 1368 amino acids. NCBI's taxonomy places the organism in Eukaryota, Apicomplexa, Conoidasida, Eucoccidiorida, Eimeriidae. The transcript is spliced from 2 exons. The record is from RefSeq and is a predicted model, not a curated record.
AUGCACACGCAGCCCAUGCAGAGACAUGCUGAACAGCCCCGAUCAGAUGACACAUUUAAGCAACAACAGCUGCAGCUGCUGGUGCAGCACCAGCUCCAGCACACACGGAAACAGCAACACCCAACAGACAGCCCGCAAAUGCAGAGUUUGGAUCAUAACCAACCUCCACUGCCGCUGUCGCACACUCACGAGCUGCGGCUGCUGCACGAAGAACAGCAACGGCAGCAACAGCAGCAACAGCAGCACCAAAACAUCUUGCCCCAGCACCAGCAGCACCAGCUGGAGCACCAGCAACAGCACCACCACCCGCAGCUUUUGUCUGUUCAAGAGCAGCAGUAUCACCAGCAGCAACAGCAACAGCAGCAGCAGCCAGCAGCUCACCUUAACGCUGCCUCCAAGUGCUUAAGUGCAAUCCACUCCGAGUCCUCGGGGAACUUGGUGCUGGGCCUGUCACUGCUUCCAGCGCUAACGGCAGCAGCAACAUCAGCAACCCAAACAGCACUGCAUGCAGCAACGGUAACAGCAAGAGUAGCAGGCGCCCCAGCGUCAGCAGCAGCAGCAAACGUGAAGCCGAAAGCUGCUCCCCGGAAGCGCCGCAGCAGAGCCAAAGCUGCGCAACCGAAGAAGAGCCCUGCAUCUGUACCUCUAGCGCCAAUUCCCCUUCUCUCAGCGACAGCAACAACAACAGCAGCGGCGACCUUCAGGUCUCACGAAGAAGCAGUUUCAGGGGAAAUAGCGGCAGCGCAGGCAGCUGCCGUUCAAGCGGCUCUUCAAGAGAAACAGUUGCUGCAGCAACAAACAGCACUGCAGUUGCAGCCCCCUAAGAAGCCCAAACCCAGAGUUCGACGGAACGCCCAACAGCAGCAGAAGCAGCAACAGCAGCAGCAGCAACAGGCGUUGGCUCCUACCACUGCAGUUUCUCCCAUUGAUCGGACGCUCAUCGGUUGCCCCAAUAGUCAGGGCAGCUCUGUUUUUGCUGCUGGCAGCAGCAGCAAUGGGUGGGCGCUUCCAUCGCUGCCCCUACCAGCACAUCCGCAGCACUGCGGGCAGCAGCAGCAGCAACAGAGACAGACACAGCAGCAAUGCCAGUACAGGACACUGCAAGCAGCAGAUGGAGCAGAUGCUCAACAGCAGCAGCAUCUGCUGCUGCCUCCGACAGGCAGACUCAGUAUGAAAGCAUCUCCUUCAAGCGUCCCCGUGCUGCAGCUGCUGCGGCCUCAACAGCAACUGCAGCAAUUGCAGAAAGAGCUGCAGGUGCAGCAGCCUUCACCGAAGCAGCUCUCUGUGUCCCACGCAGAGCUCCCGCGUGAAACUGACAAGCAGAAGCAACAGGAACAAAUGCCUCAGAAUCCGCUGGACUGCACGUGGUCACAUCACGCACUGUCUCACCAGCAGCAACAACUGCAGGAGCAGCACCAAUGCGCAUAUAUUAGACGCUGGAACCCGUAUCCCGAUUUGCCCUUUCUUUACACCGAAGAAGAGAUGGAAGUCGCAACGCGAUUAAUGCUCCAGCACAAACAACAACAGCAGCAACAGCACCAGCACCAUCAGCAGCAGCAGGUGGCUUGUCCUCCUGUUAUUGCAUCAUCCGGCACCACAGACAAACUCAGUCAGUGCCUUCGGGGGUCCCUUGAAGUCAGUGCGUGUAGUACGCCACCUGCGGGGGUGACAUCAGCACGGAGCUUCAAAUUUGCUCCUGCUCCUCCUUCACCUGCUGCUGCUACUGCUACUGCUGCCGCUGCUGCGGAAGCAACGAAAAAGAACCCUGCCAAGAGAGGCCACCUGAGGAGGCAAAGUGCUGCAGCAGCAGCAGCAACAAAACUUCUGGGAAAGAAACUUGUUGGGCCGGUUGGUGGUGCUGCUGCAGGACAGCUGUAUUCUCAGCAACAGCAGCAACAAAGCUCCACACCUACCACUACUACCAGCAGCAGUAUCUGUGUUAACGGCAGCAGCAGCACCUUCUGCAGCAUGCCAUUGGAAAACGGCAUUGGACAGCAGAGAACCCCCCCAAACUUGAGGGAAUUCAACUAUAGAGCUCGAGAGCAAACAACAUCCGCGGCAACAACAUGCAGCAAACUUACCUGCGAAGAGCUGCAGCAACAGGUGCUGCAGCAGAAGCUGCAGCAGCGAUUGCAGCAGCAGCCUUCGCUGCAGCAGCUGAUCACGACACACCCUCAGGUUCAUAACAUGCAGCAAUCCCACAUUAUUCACCCUGGGCAGCAACAGCAACAGCUGCCGCUGGUGCAGCAGUGCCAGCUACAGCAGCAGCAACCUUACCCACAGCAGAAGCUCCCGCUGUACAUGCAACAGCACCAGGAGGUGCAGCAACAACAGCACCUCCAGCAGGAGCAGCAGCAGCAGCAACGGCAGCUUGACUCUUCGAUUGUUCAGAAGCAGCAAAGUCAGACGUGCUUCACAGGGCAGCAACACCAGCAGCAGCAGCAGCAGAACAAUGUGGCGGUACACUCCAAUGGUGCGUCGAAAGCUUCGGAGCAACAGGCAAAAGCAAAACCCCAACGACAGAAACGGCAGUCUCAGCAGAAAGGGCAGGCACAACACAACCGGGUGCAGCAGCAGCAGCAACAGCGAGACCAGCAACAGGGAGUGCAGCACCAAAUGCUGCUGCCUCACGGUUUUGAGAAUCCAGCAGAUGGGCAGCAACAGCUGCAGCACCUGCAUUUAAAGCAGCAGCAGCUGCAAGUCCUGCAACUACAAUUGCACCAGCAACAGCAGCAGCAAAAACACCAUCAACAGCUGCUUCUGCAGCAACAGCAACAGCUGGGAACGCAGCAAAUAGCCUCCUCUGUUGUACCUGCCCACAACACGAGAACAUUGAUUAUGUCUCAACAGCAGCAGGAACAGCAACAACAGCAACAAAAGCAAUGUCUGCAACAGCCACAACAACAGCAGCUGCAGCAGCAGCAGCGUACAGGCUCCCUUGGAGAUGCUCCUCAGCACGUACACCUUGUGCCUGCAACUCCGGCUGAGGGACAGCAAUCACAGCACAUUUUGCUGCUUCAGCAGCAGCAGCAACAGCAACAACAGCAGCUACAGCAGCAGCAGCAGGUCCUGCUCCAGUCGCACCACCGGCUUGAGAUGCUCUCCGCUGCGCUGCAUCAACUGAGGACUUCGCCGCCGCAGCAGCAAGAGGAGCAGCAAGCGCAACAAGCUUCAGCAGAGCAGCUGCAGCUGGGGUAUUCUAGGCAGUCAGGAACAGCAGCAACAAGUGCAGCAGCAAGCUCUGCUGCAACAACAGCUGCAGCAGCAGCACCAGCAGCAGCAGCUGCUGCUACGGACGCCACUAUCAUACAGGUGGUGCCCCUUGAAGCCGCUCCGCAGCUCCAUAUGACGCAACGGAGAUUGCUUCACUCUGCCGCAUUUGCCGCAUUCUCCCAGGCACAGCAACAGCAGCAGCAGCAACAUGCGCAGCAGCAACAGCAUGCGCAGCAACACCAGCAACAACAGCAACAACAACAACAACAGCGUUGCCAGCAGUGGGCGGCCGAUUGCCCUAUAGUGCGGCAGUGGCGAAUACGGCAACCCCAAGAAGCUGCAGCAACUGCUGCAGCAGCAGCAGCAGCUUCUGCAGCAUCUGCUCCUGGGAGUGGAGAUGGAGUACCGCCCUUGCAGGAGCGUGGAGAAGUAGAGGUUUGGGGUUCGGUGAACAGGUCAGGUGCAGCGGCAGCAGUAAUGGCGGAGGCACACUGGGCUCACGGAGCAGCAGCAGCAGCUGCUGCUGCUCUUGACGGUCGCUGCUUAACUCACAAACCACUUGCGUCAGAGGGGGGAGCAGCAAUUCCCAGCUUGCCUAAGCAGUGUCAAGCGCAGCAGCAACCGCAGAAGUUGGUGCAGCAUCAACUGCAGCAUCAGCACCUGCAAGAGCAGGAGCAACCAGAAGUAGAAAAGGGGUCAUGGGCAAGGGGGACUUUCGUGUCUUCUCUCCAUUUGCUGCCAUCUGCAGCAGCUGCUGCUGUUGGGGGCCCAGAUAAUGAGACAUGUGCAGAUUUUGCUGCUGGUGUGGAUUUUCGCAAUAAAAGGCAAAGGGCUAGCAGCCCACCACCACAGCAGCAACAACAGCAGCAGAGUCGCUGCAACAACUGGCCGUGA